UCCCGCUUGCACCCAAUGAACGUGUGGCUUUAGCGUCGCUGCCGUGGGGCCGCCCCUCGUGCACGCGCGCGUUGCGCGGCCCCUCUGCCCCCCUUCUCAGUACUCCAGUCAGUCAGAGAUCGUAGAGGGGACAUGGCGGAGGGUGAGGGAGUUCCGCCGCCGCUACCGCUCCCCCCGGCCAAGCGGCUGUGUUCACGGGCAAACCCGCCCUGCCAUCCUUCUCAGCAGCAGCGGGGACCGGCUGGAGCGGUGCGGCCCCAGCAGUAUCCUUUGUAUCAGCCCGAGUCGUUGCUAGACUGCGCUGCCAAGGCGGUGGCGGAGAAAUGGGCCUUCGAGCGGGUGGAGGAACGCUUCGAACGAAUCCCCGAACCAGUCCAGCGCCGCAUAGUCUACUGGUCCUUCCCCCGCAACGAACGGGAGAUCUGUAUGUACUCGUCUUUCCAGUACAGGGCUGAGGAGCCGGGCCCCGGGGCAGCGGGGAGCCCCUCCGGUCCAGCCUUUGGGGGAUCUGUAGCGAACGGACAGAACUCAGCCCUAUCCGGCCUGGGGAGUGGGGGGAACGGGGCCCCCGGGGCAAGUGAGGGACUGCCCUUCCGGCGAGGGAUACGACUCCUGGAGAGCGGCUGUGUGGAGAAUGUGCUGCAAGUGGGCUUCCAUUUAAGCGGCACGGUUACAGAGCCCGCCACUCAGUCGGAGCCCGAGGUUACCUACAAAGUGGCCAUAAGCUUCGAUCGCUGCAAAAUCACCUCGGUGACCUGUGGCUGCGGGAACAGGGACAUUUUCUACUGCGCCCACGUAGUGGCGCUCUCGCUGUAUCGCAUCCGCAAGCCGGACCAGGUGAAAUUGCGUCUUCCCAUCUCAGAGACCCUCUUCCAGAUGAACCGAGACCAGCUGCAGAAGUUUGUGCAGUACCUUAUCACGGCCCAUCACACAGAAGUGCUUCCCACGGCCCAGAAACUGGCCGAUGAGAUCCUAUCCUCAAACUCUGAAAUCAACCAAGUGCACGGAGCCCCCGACCCCACGGCCGGGGCAAGCAUCAAUGACGAGAAUUGCUGGCAUCUGGACGAGGAGCAAGUCAGAGAGCAAGUGAAGAUGUUCCUUUCUCAGGGAGGUUACUACAGUUCUGGGAAGCAACUCAACUCCAUGUUUGCCAAGGUACGGGAGAUGCUGCGCAUGAGAGACUCCAAUGGCGCCAGAAUGCUGACCUUGAUCACAGAACAGUUUAUGGCCGACCCUCGCCUGGCCCUCUGGAGACAGCAGGGCACUGGAAUGACGGAUAAAUGCCGGCAGCUCUGGGAUGAGCUCGGGGCUCUGUGGGUCUGCAUUGUGCUGAACCCCCAUUGUAAGCCAGAGGAGAAAGCGUGUUGGCUUAGACAGCUCCGGAAAUGGGGAGACAUGGAUGUGUGUCCUUUAGAGGACGGAAAUUACGGCAACGACCUUCCGAACAUCACAAAUGCACUCCCCCAAAGUAACGGUCACGAUUCUCUUGUAAGACCUCGACGGACUGUCUUUACUCGGGCCAUCGAGGGCUGUGACCUUCACUGGCAGGACAGCCACCUGCAGAGAAUAAUAAGCAGUGACUUUUACCUUUCCCCUUCCUACCAGAGAGAUGGGGAGAGCCUUCUUUUUAACUCCCAGGGCCAACCGCUGUGGCUGGAACAUGUGCCCACGGCGUGCGCGCGAGUGGAUGCUCUGCGCUCCCACGGCUACCCCAAAGAGGCGUUGCGCUUAGCAGUUGCCAUCAUAAACACCCUGCGUCUGCAACAACAGCGACAGCUGGAGAUAUACAAGCAGCAGAAGAAAGAAUUAAUUCAGAGAAAUGCGACCACGAUAACCAAUCUGGAGGGGUGGGUGGGGCAUCCCCUGGAUCCGAUUGGCUGCCUGUUUACCACCCUAACGGAGGCUUGCCGAUCAGAUGACGAAAACGCCAUGGAGAUAUCCGAGAGCAGUGAAUCGCAGCACCCGCUCUAUCAGCAUGUCUGCGUACCGAGCAACUCCCAAGAAAACGGCGAGUCCUACCUCUCCCUGGCGCUGGAGGUGGCUUUAAUGGGCAUGGGCCAGCAGAGGCUGAUGCCUGAGGGGCUGUACGCGCAGGACAAAGUUUGUCGCAAUGAGGAGCAGAUCAUCGGUCGCUUGCAGGAGCUGGAGCUUGACGCCGUGCUUGUGCAAACCCUUCGCAAGCAAUGCAUCCUACUGCUGGAAGGGGGUCCGUUCAGUGGCCUGGGAGAAGUCAUACACCGGGAGAGCGUGCCCAUGCACACAUUCGCCAAAUACCUCUUCACCGCCCUGCUGCCCCAUGAUGCCGACUUGGCCUAUAAGCUUUCACUGCGAGCCAUGAGACUCCCGGUGCUGGAAAGCAGUGCACCCUCGGGCGAUGUGUCUCACCCCCAUCAUAUGGUGUCUGUGGUGCCCAGUAGAUACCCUCGCUGGUUCACUCUGGGCCAUUUGGAAUCACAGCAGUGCGAGCUGGCUUCCACCAUGCUGACUGCUGCCAAAGGCGACAUGCUGCGUCUUCGGACAGUGCUGGAAGCCAUUCAACGGAACAUACACUCCUCCUCACUCAUAUUUAAACUGGCACAGGACGCUUUUAAAAUUGCCACUCCAGCCGACAACAGCUCCGACACCACUCUGCUCAACGUUGCCCUGGAGCUCGGCCUGCAGGUAAUGAGGAUGACUCUCAGUACUCUAAACUGGAGGCGGCGAGAAAUGGUCAGGUGGCUUGUGACCUGCGCUACGGAAGUUGGUGUACGUGCCCUGGUCAGCAUUCUGCAGAGCUGGUACACUCUCUUCACCCCUACUGAAGCAACCAGCAUCGUGGCGGCCGCAGCCACGUCCCAUAGCACUGUACUAAGGCUCAACUUGGACUACGCUCAGCGAGAGGAGCUGGCCAGCUGCGCCCGGACCCUGGCCUUGCAGUGUGCGAUGAAAGAUCCUCAGAACUGCGCGCUGUCUGCUUUGACCCUGUGUGAAAAGGACCACACAGCAUUUGAAACCGCGUAUCAGAUCGCUGUGGACGCUGCCUCGGGGGGGAUGACCUACUCACAGCUAUUUACUAUUGCUCGAUACAUGGAACACAGAGGCUACCCACUGCGGGCUUUCAAACUCUGCUCCCUGGCCAUGAGCCAUCUGAACCUUGCGUAUAACCAGGACACACACCCUGCCAUUAACGACGUACUCUGGGCCUGCUCGCUUAGCCACUCGUUGGGGAAAAAUGAAUUGGCGGCCCUCGUACCGUUGGUGGUAAAAAGUGUGCACUGUGCCACUGUACUGUCCGACAUCCUUCGUCGAUGCACUUUGACCGCUCCGGGCCUAGCCGGCAUCCCCGGAAGGCGAAAUUCUGGCAAACUGAUGUCGACGGACAAACCACCCCUGCGGCAGCUGCUUGAUGCGGCCGUCGGUGCCUACAUCAACACCACUCACUCGCGCCUCACCCACAUCAGCCCCCGGCACUACGGGGAGUUCAUUGAGUUUCUCAGCAAAGCCCGAGAGACGUUUUUACUCGGACAGGAUGGCUUGCUGCAGUUUGCCCAAUUCAUAGACAAUUUAAAGCAGAUCUAUAAAGGCAAGAAGAAGCUGAUGAUGUUGGUGAGAGAACGCUUUGGGUGAGGUCCCCUAUCCAACUGCAUUCCAAUUGUCCGUUUCCAAAACACAUCUGUGAAGAGCUCCCUUCCUGCUCCCGUGCGUACGUCGGUCCUAAUAUUCAAGGUGGUGAGCCGGGGCUGAUAGAAGAUAUCGCCUCUUUGCAUGAGACCUGCCAAGCAUUUCAC
This is a messenger RNA of Spea bombifrons (plains spadefoot toad), 3767 nucleotides long. RefSeq names its product zinc finger SWIM-type containing 5 (gene ZSWIM5). The transcript has 14 exons. Gene Ontology annotation, cellular component: Cul2-RING ubiquitin ligase complex. Gene Ontology annotation, molecular function: zinc ion binding. Bases 133 to 3606 code for a protein of 1157 amino acids. NCBI's taxonomy places the organism in Eukaryota, Metazoa, Chordata, Amphibia, Anura, Pelobatidae. The record is from RefSeq and is a predicted model, not a curated record.